AUGUCGUCGCAACAAGAUGUCAACGCUCUGCUGCAUAACAUGUGGCAGCAGAUCUUGGCAUUGACCAAUCAACUCGCCGAGCUGCAGGCAAAUCCCCCUGCGGCAACCCCCUCGGUUGAGAAGAAAUUCAACAAGAAAGUCGAAGUUGUUGCUGACCCUGGUGCCUUCGAGGGAGACAGAGCGCGAUUCGCCAAGUGGUGGAUCAAACUCCAGAUUUGGGUGGCCACUGCGGUGCUAUCUCGACUAAAAGGACCUGUGGCAGGUCGAUGCGCCCAAGUUAGACUACAGGAGUGCUACACCGCGGGAGUGUGGCCGACCUGGGGCGAUCUCAAGAAAGAGAUCGAAAAAUAUUUCAAACCACAAGCUGAGCGUGACUGGGCGCAUCAGCAAAUCCGUUCCUUCAAACAAGGAAAUAUGAGGACGGAUGACUAUGUUACCCGGUUUCUGGCCCUCUCCAUCCAAGGAGGGCUUGGCAAUGAACAUGCAGUAGAACUGCUGGAGCGCAAUGUGAACCCUUGCAUUGCAGAACAGAUCUACUUGCAGGAUACAAGAAAUGAAAACCUGGCCCUGGCGGCUGAGGAAAGGCGCCCUGGGUCAUCAAACCAUCAAAACCAUUCUCACGGGUUCAAGCCGUUCGGGCUACAACCAGGGCAGGGAGCCCCUAUGGAUAUUGGCACGGUCCAAGGAGGACAGAUGCGCAGAUUCCAGGGGAACUGCUAUAAUUGCAGCCAAGAGGGACACAUGUCCCAAGACUGCAGAAAAGGAGCGCAGGCCGCUCAACAAAAAAAUAACCAAGGGUGCCAGGCGCGCCAAUUAAAGUCUGAGAAACCGGACGAUCGGCUCCAAACUCUGGCCGGUCGUUCGUACGACGAAAUCCGGGCCUUCUUUUAUGAUCAGCAAGCUGCUGAAAUGAAGGCUCAGGGAAAAGAGUUCGGAGCUUAG
Serpula lacrymans var. lacrymans S7.9 is the source of this 942-nucleotide messenger RNA. RefSeq lists its product as uncharacterized. The transcript has 3 exons. Bases 1 to 942 code for a protein of 313 amino acids. Lineage: Eukaryota; Fungi; Basidiomycota; Agaricomycetes; Boletales; Serpulaceae. The record is from RefSeq and is a predicted model, not a curated record. Gene Ontology annotation, molecular function: zinc ion binding; nucleic acid binding.